Molecule: messenger RNA, 3564 nt
Organism: Exophiala bonariae
Lineage: Eukaryota; Fungi; Ascomycota; Eurotiomycetes; Chaetothyriales; Herpotrichiellaceae
Exons: 2
Coding region: 1-3564 (1187 amino acids)
Biological process (GO): signal transduction
Source: RefSeq, a predicted model, not a curated record
AUGGCCAGUCCAUACGAAGACCAAUACCAUGGGAUCUCUGGCAAUAACAACAGAUAUACAAUAGGUUCUCCCUGGAACCCACACGAUUCCUCACAGCCUCCCCCGAAUGGUCAAUAUCCUCCUGCCCAGAACAACCCAGGCAAUGGAAAUCCCAGUGAUCCCCAAUACGACAGCGAUACCAGAUAUUCUUCAGAUAGCCGCACUGGAAGGAAACGAUCUCAAGGCGCACCGGGAACAGGCGAGCGGAGCAGGUCCAGAACAAAUGGCAGCAAUGGUAAAUCAUCCAGCAGCGGCCUACGUACAUGCAAAAAGUGUGGGGAACCGCUUACUGGACAGUUUGUUCGCGCCCUCGGGGGCACAUUCCACCUCGACUGUUUCAAGUGUGCUGACUGUGGACAAAUUGUCGCUUCAAAAUUCUUCCCGGUUGAUUACGAGGAUGGCUCGGGUCAAUUUCCCUUGUGCGAAACAGACUAUUUUCGGCGUCUGGACCUCCUCUGCUUCGAAUGCGGAGGCGCUCUUCGAGGCUCUUAUAUCACAGCCUUAGAUCGGAAAUACCAUAUUGAACAUUUCACAUGCUCUAUAUGUCCGACCGUGUUUGGUGCCCAGGACAGCUACUACGAACAUGAUGGUAAAGUCUACUGUCACUUUCACUAUUCGACCCAAUUUGCACAGAGAUGCAAUGGCUGCCAGACCGCCAUCCUCAAACAGUUUGUCGAAAUAUUUCGAAAUGGACAAAAUCAACAUUGGCAUCCCGAAUGCUACAUGAUCCAUAAAUUCUGGAAUGUUCGUCUUGCUCAGAGUGGCCAGAUUCCAGAGAAACUAGAUAUCUCGGCCCCAGUGAGAGAAGAUCAGCGAGAGUCCAUCAAAGAGGACGAAGAGAAAAUGGAGGAGAAAGUCUACCGCAUAUGGAGUACCCUUUCUACAUUUGAAGAGUCUUCUGCCUCCUGUAUUUCCGACAUGCUACUCCACGUCAGUAAUGGAGUCUACGUCGACGGUGUUAUCGUGGCACGAAAAUUCAUCUGGCAUGUGGACAUUUUAUUUGGUGCAAUAGAUACUUUAGCAGCUCUAGUCAUCAGAGCGGGGCUCAAAGAACUUGCCUAUGGCCGCGAAGCGAAACUGCUCUGCAAGAAAGUCGUCGCCUUUUUCACAUUGCUUUCAAAGACCCAAGAAACUGGGGUACGAAAAUUGGGAGUUACCCAAGAAUUGUUGUCCUUGGUUACAGGUUUGGCUCAUUAUCUUAAACUCCUCAUACGAAUUGGCCUCCAAGGAGCGUUGAAGCUCGAGCGUGAACGUGGCUCUGCAGAGGGUCUUCACGCUUUCUUGGAUGAAGUGGCCGAUCUCGAGACCAUCAAAGAGCAGGAGAUGAAGUCACUAGAUCUCUCUGAAAGUGUUGCAGGAUUAGCCAGUCAAGAGUCAGACUGUUGUGCAUCAUGCCUAGAUCCUAUCGACGACGAGUGUGUGAUGUUUUAUGGCAGACGAUGGCACGCAAAACCCCCUCAUCUAUUAUGCAGUGUCUGUCAGAGAGAUCUGACACAUGAUCUAUCAAAUGCUUUGUACAGUGAAAAAGAGGAAAAAGUUUAUUGUGUUGAACAUGGAAGACGGACACAGGAUGCAUUUUCGGGAUUCUCGCAUGUCACAAAAUUGCAGCAAUAUGUUUUCUUGUUACGCGUUGCAUUGGCUCGGUUAUUGGAAGUUCUCAAAUCCGGAGGUACAUUGCCACAUACCUCCGAUGACCCUAAUCUUACUCCCUACAACACCACUGAAGGUCACAGGGUAUCUCCAACUGGUGAGCAGUUGGGCCAAUCCAAGAUGGGGUCAAGAUCACGCUCCUUCGCAGGUUCCUCAAGUCAACAACAAGAGUCUUCACUGGAGCAGACUGUUGGGGAGAUGAAGCGCUUGAGGUCGACCAGAAACGAACGGACUUUGUCCACAACUUUUAGAAAGGCACGGGAAUCCAAGGUUCUCUAUGGACCAUCUGGUAUCCUCUCCGAAUCAGCCGAAGGCCCUGACGCAAGGAAUCGGGGCGGCUUCCAAAUUGUAGAGGAGCGGGACCUCGAUGGUAGACUAAGGACCGAGUUGACCUUUGGUAAUCAAGACGGACUAACUCUUGAUGACAUACCCAGGAUUGUUGCCGCUGAACAAGCCAAAGAACAAAGACCCAAUGCCUUCCGCCAUGCAGGAACGAACCUUAUUGGUCACCGAGGAAAUGAGCCUAGGCUGGUCAAUGGACAUCAACGCGCAACCUCUGGUGGAAACGAUCUUCUGGCAGGGGAACCUAGUCCUCUACGGACUAAACGUUACUUCUCCGAGUUGUCUGCCCUGGAGUAUUUCAUUGUGCGACAUGUCGCGGUCCUUUCUAUGCAGCCUUUGCUGGAAGGAGAUUACACCUUGGAAGACCUGCUUGGUCUGAUUGAAACUCGAAAGCAGACAUUCUGGGGCAAGGUAAGUCGUGCUCUGCGAAAUGACAACAAGACGAAGAAAAAGGGCAUCUUCGGCAUUCCACUGGAAAUUCUCGUGGAACGAGAGGGCGCAGAGUCCACAAAUGGAGUUGGUCCUGGUGCGCUACGAGUUCCUGCUAUCGUGGACGAUUGUAUCUCAGCGAUGAAACAAAUGGACAUGUCUGUCGAGGGAGUGUUCCGCAAAAAUGGCAACAUCAAACGACUCAAGGAGGCAGCCGAGUUGAUCGACAAUAACCAAACCCCCGAUCUCAGCCGUGACAACCCUGUUCAGGUUGCAGCUCUGCUGAAACGAUUCUUGAGAGCAAUGCCAGAGCCUCUCAUGACAUACAAAUUGCAAAAGCUUUUCAUCACUUCGCAGAAGAUUGAGGAUGAGGAACGACGCCGGAGGGUCAUACAUCUUACAUGCUGCCUGAUGCCCAAGAGCCACCGUGACACCAUGGAGGUACUUUUCUCUUUUCUUAAGUGGACCGCUUCGUUCUCGCAAGUCGAUGAAGAGUCUGGCAGCAAGAUGGACAUCCACAACUUAGCCACUGUGAUGGCACCUAAUCUUCUCUACGCAAAAGAAAAACCCGCGACCGGGAAACAACCUAUAGUUCCACAGGUCGAUGACAGUUUCCUCGCCAUAGAGGCUGUGAACACUUUGAUUGAGUACAACGAUUACUUCUGUCAGGUACCCGAAGACCUGCAAUCAAUAUUGACCGAUACUGGCCUCCACAAUGGCCCAGCAGAGCUUACCACGAAAGAAAUCUUAUCGAGAUAUGGUCACAUCGCCAAGGGUCAGGUCCAGAGACAGACAGUUCAAGGCCCCGAUGCACCCGUCCAUAGUCCAAGUUCAGCUUCGAAUACAAUGGGUGGUCCAGUGGCAACCCGCGUUGACGUCGACCCAUAUCAGCAAACAGCUUGGCAAAAGCAAAGUUCUGUCAGGCCUGUACAAAACAUACAAUCAGGAUUAUCUGCACCGCAGAACGACUUCAAUUUUAGCGCACCAAACAGUCCAUACGCUCGGAAUCGAGCUGGUAGCUCCGGUAGCGGCGGCAGUUCGGGAGCAACACCAGGUGGACGACACAGUUAUCAACAGAAACCCGGACAGAUGAAUGCUGGCUGA